This is a messenger RNA of Uloborus diversus, 768 nucleotides long. Its product is annotated as jerky protein homolog-like. Gene Ontology annotation, cellular component: nucleus. The transcript has 2 exons. Lineage: Eukaryota; Metazoa; Arthropoda; Arachnida; Araneae; Uloboridae. The record is from RefSeq and is a predicted model, not a curated record. Gene Ontology annotation, molecular function: DNA binding. Bases 1 to 768 code for a protein of 255 amino acids.
AUGAAGAAAGAGGGCAGAGUUCUCCUACUUCUUGAUAAUGCACCUUCACAUCCGUGUGCAGAUACCCUUGAACGGGAAAAUGGGAAGUUCCGAGUAAAGUUUUUGCCACCUAAUGUUACAUCACUGAUGCAACCCAUGGAUCAGAGUGUAAUAGAGACAUUUAAGCGCUUUUAUAGAAAGCAAAUGUUGAGAAAGAUGCUUCUAUCAGAAGACACUGAAGAGCCUGAUUCCCAGAAUGCCAAAAACAUUAAUUUAAAAGAUUGUUGCAUUAUGGCUGCCGAUUCCUGGAAGCUUGUAAAAUCAUCAACGUUAAAAAAUGCCUGGAAUAAAAUUUUAAACAGGGAAAAAAUUGAUACUGGAGCAGAAGCAUCUGAUAAGGAAAAUGAGGAGUGUAAAACUAUAAAAGAGAUGGGAAGAAUCCUAAAUUAUGAGGAAAAAGAAAUUAAUGAGUGGCUAAAUUGUGACAUGCAAGACCCUGGAUAUCAGAUUUUAAAUGACAAUGAGAUUGUGGCUGAGAUUGAAGGCGAAAAUGAAGAAAAUAAAAAUGAAAUUGAAAAUGAAUGCUCUGAAAAUGACCCAGGUCCAUCACAUAGCGAAGCCUUUGAAUGCUUGGAAAAAGCUAUGAAAUGGCUCGAAAGGCAGAAAGACGCUGAUCCUAUUCAAGCAAUGCAUUUAAGAAGCAUUAGAGAUAUGGCAGCAUUGAAAAGAAUGUCUUCUUUGAACAUCAGACCCCCAAUCACGCCCAGAGAUGUACCUCAAGAUGUUUAG